GGAUUAAGCGCGCUCGUGAUAAACGCUACCGACACGCUUAAAGUCACAGUUCGUUUUUAAGUCGGCUUUUUACGCGAAGGACAGCUUGAAGCUACACUGACAAGGCAGUAUAGAAGUACCGAAAGACUUCAAGAAUGCAAUUGUCCAGUGUAUUGGCGAGUGUUCUGGUGUUGGUGGUGUUAAGGUGUGAGGCAGGUCCUCACUCACUGAUGACCAUCAAGGACAACGGCUAUGACAACAUCCUGGUGGCCAUACAUAAGGAUGUGAAAGAAGAGUCGAAGAUCGUCGAUGAAAUACAGAAAAUGUUUCAAGACGGUUCCACUUACUUUUACCAAGCCAGCCGCAAGAGGGCCUUCUUCCGUAACGUCACCAUCCUCAUCCCGGACACGUGGCAAGACAAGCCAGAGUACGAAACCGCACUGAGAGAGAACUACGAGAUAUCUGACAUACGCGUGGCCCCAGAAAACCCUCUCUAUGGCGACCUCCCUUACACUAAACAGCCUGGGCAGUGUGGGGACCCUGGGGAGUACGUCCACUUCACCCCGGGGUACGUCCGAGAUGACCCCGAGGUGAACAGAGAAUACAAAUGGGGAGAGGCAGGUCGCAUCUUGGUCCACGAGUUCGCCCAUCUUCGUUACGGCGUCUUCGACGAGUAUGGUAUGGAAGAGGACGAGAACUACCCACUGUUUUACCUUCAUGGACGGCGUCCGCGCGUCACUGGCUGUACUACGGCCGUCAUGGGGCGCUACUUGACCAAGACCUCCUUCGGCCGCUGUCAGCUCGACAGGAACACUGGCCUCCCGGAGAAAGACUGUCGUUUCUUUCCUGAACUGAAAAGAAACAGAGCCAAAGCCUCCAUAAUGUUCUACCAAUUCAUCGACAGCGUCCACGCUUUCUGUGAGAACAAGCCCCAGGACAGACACCACACCCACAACACGUUGGCGCCAAAUAUGCAAAACAAGCUCUGUAAUAACGCGGGAACAUGGGACGUCAUCAAACAGCACGAGGAUUUCACUGGCUCCAACAAUCCUGCACGAGAUAUCUCCGACACUUCCCCCAAGUUCAGGUUGGUAUACAAGCGUCCAGUAAGACGCGCAGUGGACAACAAGGUCAUUAAGGGCAAGCGGGUCGUCAUGGUUCUGGACAUGUCCUGGAGUAUGAGGAAGCAAAACAGACUGAGGAAAAUGACUCAGGCUGCCAGCAUCUUCAUCCGGGACAAUGUACCAGUGGGGACAGAAAUUGGUGUCAUUGGUUUCCACGACAACGCAACAAUCCUUGAGAACCUAACCAUAAUUGAGAGUAAAACAGACGCCAAGCAGAUGUCUAAUCGCCUUAAUGCGGCUCUGACAAAGGAAGGAGGCAAUACCGCGAUUGGAAAAGGCUUACUGCAAGCCAUAGACUCACUUGGCAAGGACGGCAUAUCUCCAGAGGGCUCUAUUAUUAUUCUGAUCACAGACGGCCAGCAGAAUGUCGAGCCCUAUACCUGGGAACUUUUCGCCAACCGAACUCUGGAGACGGCAGGAGUGACCGUAAACACAAUCGCCUUUGGCGCACAGGCAGAUGACAUUCUGGAAGAGGUCGGGAAGAGAACAGGCGGAAUGUCUUUUUACGACUCGGAAGCCAAAGGAUCUACUGGUCUGGCAUCAGCAUUAGACCGUCUUGGCGAGGAGUUGGCCUUGGAAGAUUCCACUGAGCCGAGUGUUCAGGUGAACGCUUAUACUGUCGAUCUGCCUCGAAAAGACGACACACAUGACAAAUCCGUCUUUAUUGAUGAGACUAUUGGUAAGAACACGGAGUUCAUCUUCACGUACUUAGAGUACGGAGGGAUAUCUGUUGUUUUACGCGACCCAAGUGGUAAGACUUACACAGUCGGCAGUCCCCAGUACGAACACGAUGAGCCAGUCCGUAUCGUCCGUGUGUCCAUUCCCUCUGCACAGGUUGGACUGUGGAAGUACACCAUAACCAACACCGCCACAACCAAACAGACCGUGCAAGUUGACGUCAAAUCCCGUUCACGCGAGAACUCUCAGCCAAUCAGAGUGCGCGCGUGGAUGAGCGCCACCAACGUGGACGUGCAGAAAGCGAGGGCGGUCGUUUAUGCCGAGGUUUCCAAGGGAUACGCUCCGAUAGUUAAUGCUAAGGUCGUUGCCACGGUUGACAGACCGCAAGGAGAUCCGUUAGAGCUGGAGCUUAAAGACAAUGGUGCCGGUGCGGACAACCAGAAGGACGAUGGCGUUUAUUCAGCCUAUUUCACCAACUUUAACGGCAAUGGCAGGUAUGGCGUGAGUGCAAAAGUCAGCAUGGAGGACGGGAAAGCUGGAGUGAAGACUGCUGGAAGCAAGGCCAGCGCUGCUGCAUACAAGGACCCAAGUCUGGCGCCCACAAUUGUUGCCGUCGUUUCCCCCUUGCCUAGCGGGAUAACCCGUGCCACUCCCGGUGGAGCAUUCCGUGUAACCGGGGCGAACGGCACUGACCUGUACCCUCCGUCCCGUGUCACUGACCUGAAAGUGGCCAGCUAUUCCUACGCUGACCAGACCGUGACCUUGGCUUGGACUGCACCCGGGGGUGACCUGGACUACGGAACAGCCGCUUCAUAUACCCUCUAUCAGACGACAAACGCCUCUCUCUUAACUGACCUGAGUCAGGCGAAGGUUGUCUCCAAAGCUGACGUCAUGUUUGGUCACCUUGACCCCCUUCCCUCCGGGAGCCUGCAGACAGUCACAAUCAAAGUCCCUAGCGCCGGAGAUGACGUGGAAUACGCCUUCGCGCUGAUAGCACGUGACGGAAACGGAAACACGUCACCACUGUCUAGCUACGCCACGGCCGUCAUGCGCACGCAGAGUAACGACGGCCUCAGUAUGGGUGCCAUCGGGGCGAUCAUUGGCGGCACACUUGGCGGCCUGGUUAUCGUCUGUGUCACUGUGAUUGUUGUGGCGAAGAUGAUGUCCAAGAACAAAGUGAAAGUGCUGAAGGCAGGCAACUCCUCACAGGUCAAUCUAACCAUAGCUGAUUCCCCACGUGAAGAUAUGUAUCUCACCCCAAAGCCUUACCUGAAUUAAGGCAUUGCAGAGGGAGUUUUUAUACCUUAUAGGCACAUUAUCUUAAAUGAACUACGUGUAUGUGAAAACGUUACCCAAUUAUUUUCUAUAAGAGUGGAAAAGAGCCAAGAAAAGAAAGAGACUCAUUUUCAAACAGUUAGCUCUAAAUUGAUCAAAUUUUUGUCUUUGAAAAAAGUUUAAUUUAAUACUAUAUUGUAGCAUGUUUUCGACAUAUACUUUAUAUAUGAGAAAGACUUCGACAAGCUUAUGAACUAGUCGUGUGUUAGUAGGGAAAUUUAAGUUAACAUGAUACAAAUAUUUGAUGCCGCUCUUCCUUUAUAGUUACCCAAGAAAGGUCACUUAUUGCACAAAAAGCUUAUUUUUUGUUUAAAUGAACGAUCGCAAAUCUUAUUUAAACUUGGUAAUAUCCAAAGCUCUAUCCCGAGUUACAUUCUGUCAACCGAAAUUCAGAAGUUCCAACCAAAUUGCAAACGACACAUUAUUUGUUAUUUUGCUUAAUACCACUAUAUACAGGCACUGUAUGAUACGGCCAUGCUUAGUAGACGAAAUAAAAUGUUUUACAUGAG
Molecule: messenger RNA, 3625 nt
Organism: Lingula anatina
Lineage: Eukaryota; Metazoa; Brachiopoda; Lingulata; Lingulida; Lingulidae
Product: calcium-activated chloride channel regulator 3A-1
Source: RefSeq, a predicted model, not a curated record